AUGGAAGCCGGAGUAGGACUUGCGGUCAUUCUGCCAACGCAGAGACCACAAAGUUGGAAUACGAGAGCGCGCGCUCUUGCUGGCUUGACUACGCCACUUACCCAACUAUCUAUUGACGAGCGUUUGAGAGCCACCUCUGGACAAUGCUCAUCACACGAACUUUCCGUAGCUGCAUUUUCGCUUUCUUCCACUAUGGAUGCGUACUGCGAUGGAAAAUGCGAGUUUUCGCAGCGGGACUACGAAGCCGAAACAAACUAA
Molecule: messenger RNA, 258 nt
Organism: Strongylus vulgaris
Lineage: Eukaryota; Metazoa; Nematoda; Chromadorea; Rhabditida; Strongylidae
Source: the annotation of a GenBank genome assembly